AUGAUUUUUGAUUCUCAAAUUGCUGAAGAAGACUAUAAGCAUGCUGUCCAAGUUUGGAAUAAGUUCAAUAUUAGUACGUUGGGAGAAUAUUCAGAUCUUUAUCUGAAAACUGAUGUUUUACUAUUGGCCGAUGUUUUCGAGAGUUUUCGAGAAACAUCUCUUAAAGCCUAUGAUUUAUGUCCCGCUCACUUUUAUACGACUCCUGGACUAACUUUUUCAGCAGCUUUAAAAAUGACAAAGGUAGAAUUGGAGCUUCUUACAGAUAUUGACAUGCUAAUGUUUAUCGAAUCGGGCAUUCGAGGUGGAAUAAGUCAGUGUUGUAAUCGAUAUGCCAAGUCAAAUAAUCCAUAUAUGGGUUCUUCAUACGAUAAGGAUCAGAAAACAAAGACUCUCUUAUAUUUUGAUAUCAACAAUCUUUAUGGAUGGGCAAUGGUACAGCCUUUACCAGUUGGAAAAUUUGAAUGGAUUGAUUAUGAGAAAAAUCCAAGUUUUUUCAAUACACCACCAGAUUCUGAUAUAGGCUAUUUUGCUGAAGUUGACUUGGAGUAUCCUGAAGAAAUACAUGAUGAUCAUAGGGAUUUACCUUUUUGCGCAGAACAUCUUGCACCACCUGGUUCAAAGCAGAAGAAACUUCUCACGACUUUGAAUGACAAGAAAAGGUAUGUCAUUCAUUAUCGAGCACUUAAGCAGGUCUUAGAUAAUGGACUUCGAUUAAAAAAGGUGCAUAGGAUUUUGAGUUUUGAGCAGAGGGCGUGGCUCAAACCAUAUGUUGAAUUUAACACAGAAAAGCGAAAGCAAGCAAAGAAUGAGUUUGAAAAACUCUUCUACAAAUUGUUAAUUAAUGCAGUCUAUGGAAAGUGUAUUGAACGAGAGUGGAAACGUGUAGAUGUGCGAUUACUGAAGAGGACAAGUAUUACAAUCAAAAAACCAAUAUACGUUGGUCUCUCAAUUCUAGAUUUGUCAAAAACAUUAGUAUAUGAUUUUCAUUAUUCAUAUAUGAAAAAGCGAGUUGGAGAAAAAUGCAAACUCCUGUAUACGGAUACUGAUAGUUUAAUAUAUGAAGUUGAGGAUAUAGAUAUGUAUCAAAUAAUGAAAGAAGAUGUACAUAAAUUUGAUACUUCUGAUUAUGAUGAAAAUAAUCAGUUUGGAAUUCCACGUGUUAAUAAAAAAGUUCCUGGAUUGAUGAAAGACGAAUGCUGUGGUAAAAUUAUGACAGAAUUCAUUGGUUUAAGAAGCAAAAUGUACAGUAUUUUGGUUAAUGGAGCCGCGACAGUGAAAAAAGCUAAAGGUAUAAAAUCUAGUGUUGAAAAAAUUGCUCUAAGUCCACACGAUGAUAAAAGAUUCUUAUUGCCUCAUAGUACUGACACUUUGCCUUGGGGACAUUACAGAAUUAUGGAAGAACAGAUGGCGCAAGCUGCUAUGCAAGUAGAGGGAGAUGCGGUGGAGGGGAUUGUGGUGGAGGAGAGGGGCAACAAUGGCGAAGGACGAAAAAGAGAGGGAGAAAGUGAGUGGGGGCAUGAAGCAACCAAUGAGAAUGCUUCGCGGGUGGGGAUGACACUUUAUGCUGAUGGAGGGGAACCAAUCAAGAUUGAAUAUGAUGUUUAG
Messenger RNA from Nasonia vitripennis (jewel wasp), 1605 nucleotides. RefSeq lists its product as uncharacterized. Gene Ontology annotation, molecular function: DNA binding; DNA-directed DNA polymerase activity; nucleotide binding. NCBI's taxonomy places the organism in Eukaryota, Metazoa, Arthropoda, Insecta, Hymenoptera, Pteromalidae. The coding region runs from base 1 to 1605 and encodes 534 amino acids. The record is from RefSeq and is a predicted model, not a curated record. The transcript is spliced from 4 exons. Gene Ontology annotation, biological process: DNA replication.